Messenger RNA from Pogona vitticeps (central bearded dragon), 2082 nucleotides. It is a transcript of the gene PIGL, whose product is annotated as phosphatidylinositol glycan anchor biosynthesis class L. The record is from RefSeq and is a predicted model, not a curated record. Gene Ontology annotation, cellular component: endoplasmic reticulum. Gene Ontology annotation, molecular function: N-acetylglucosaminylphosphatidylinositol deacetylase activity. NCBI's taxonomy places the organism in Eukaryota, Metazoa, Chordata, Lepidosauria, Squamata, Agamidae.
UGUGCAGUCAAGUUGCCAGACGUACGGCGAGCCCAUGGAUAAGCGACCUCCAAAAACAUGACUACACAAUACAAUUUAGUCUUUUAAGGAUGCCACGGGGUGUUGUUCGUUGUCUAGCUGGUUUUGCACAUAUAAGUCAUCAAGUAUUCGCCUGCAGAGUAUAUUAUGUUACAUCCUGAUGCCAGACUCCUGGUGUUCAAAUAUAUCCACCCGUUUUAUUCCGUCCGCCUGUGUCUCCCUUCCAAGAAGCUACCGCUUCCUUUCCUUCCGUUCUCCCCAUCUGCCAAGGUGUGCCCAGGAUAACUUGCUGGUUGUGGACUAAGAAGACCAAGGUUCCAGUCCUUAUGGUUGAGGGAGCCUGGCCUCGUCACUCUCGCUCUGCCUGACUCUACCUCACAAGGUUGCUGUGAGGGUCAAAAGUGCGACAGCCACGUACGCCGCGGUUAACCAAACUCGAGGAAAGCCUGGAUAGAAAUGGAAGUGAUCGAUGUGUCGCCUUAGUUCCGCUCUUGUUCCAUAAGCAGCCCGGGUCUUUUGCACGGCCGGAACCAUCGUUUCGGGGCGCCGGUUUCUAGCCGGACCCUUCCAGGCCUUUCCGCCUUUUCCCGCGCUAUGGCGGCGGCGCUGCCUGUUCUCUUCCUUGCUCUUCUUUUGUUCUGGCUAACUUUGUCCCGGUGGCUGCGACGCUACCGCGGCCCUAAGUGGGGUCGGGAAGGCCGGAGCCUAUUAACCGACGGACCACGGGCGGCGGCGGCCUCGUGGCGCGGUCCAGAUGAUGCGCCGCGCGCCUUGUUCGUGACGGCGCACCCUGAUGACGAAGCCAUGUUCUUCGCCCCCACCCUCCUCGGCUUGGCUGGAGCCGAGCGGUGGCUGCUCUGCGCUUCCACAGGAAAUUAUUACCAUCAAGGGCCUGUUCGUAAGAAGGAACUGCUGGAUAGCUGCGCCGUGUUGGGGAUCCCGUCUUCUCACGUGACGGUCAUCGACCACAGAGAUCUUCCAGACCAUCCUUCUGUGAAGUGGGAUGUACAGCUUCUCUCUUCCUUGAUCCUUAAGCAUGUGGAAACCAACCAAAUCGCUCUGAUAGUGACCUUCGACGCCGGGGGAGUCAGCGGUCACAUGAACCACGUCUCCCUGUACGCCGCCAUCAGGCACCUGCGCUCAAAGAGGAAGCUUCCGGAAGGCUGCCGCGUCCUGACCCUCGAGACAGUGAGCCUUUUCCGGAAGUACAUCUCGCUCCUGGACCUCCCCAUCAGCUGCCUCCAGAACCAGGAUGUGCUCUUUGUGCUGACGGAAGAGGAGGCUGAGGUGGCCCAGAGAGCCAUGAGGUGUCACCGCAGCCAGUUCAUGUGGUUCCGCCGCCUCUACGUGAUCUUCUCACGCUACAUGGUGGUCAACUCGCUUCGUUUCCUCUAAGGGGGGGGGAAAGGCCUUCUUCCAAGUCUUCCAAGAUGACCACAGAACAGCAGCGGAUGCAGCAUCGCGAGAGGUGUGGUUGCACUCCUGGCAACCUCUGUCUGAGCACUGGAUCGGGUGAGCUCACCCAAAAAGCUGCACCAAGAAUUCUGCCUCUCCUGUCUGGUUUCGCAGGUUCCCACCUUGAGCUGAUAAGAGGAAUCUGCCAGUUGCGUUUUUCUUGCCACGAUGGAAGCCGAAGGGACACAACCAUGGGUUUGCCUAAGUUCCUCUCAAGACCGGAAAGAGGAAACCUUGCAGCUUAACAUACUGGACAGGGAAGGAGCGAUUGGACCAGGACUUUUCAGAUAUUGAAUGUUUUUUAAAAAAAACUAAAACUUGAAAUAAUGACAAAAACCAUUAAACAUGGGCGGACCAAUUACCCUGUGCUUUUCCCCCUGCCUUGCUUAGCUGAGGUCCUUAACGCAGACGUGGGAAACAUUUGUGUGGCAGAUGUUUCUGAACUGUACUCUCUUCAGCCCCAGCCAGUGCAGCUAAUGGGGGAGGGAUGAUGGGGUUUGUAGUCCAGGGACACCCUCAGGAAGACCACACACUUUCCCUCAUUUGGCUCAUCUCACCGGUUUGUUGUGAAGAUCAAACAGGAGUGUUUUUCCCCACACACCACUGCUU